Austrofundulus limnaeus is the source of this 834-nucleotide messenger RNA. Its product is annotated as ES1 protein homolog, mitochondrial. Lineage: Eukaryota; Metazoa; Chordata; Actinopteri; Cyprinodontiformes; Rivulidae. The record is from RefSeq and is a predicted model, not a curated record.
UAAUCAUGGCYAAGCGUGUUGCAGUUAUUCUGUCAGGCUGCGGAGUCUACGACGGCACAGAGAUCCACGAGGCCUCGGCCGUCCUCGUCCACCUGAGUCGAGCUGGAGCAAAAGUGCAGAUGUUUGCUCCAGAUGCAGACCAGAUGCAUGUUGUCAACCACUGUGAGGGGAAACCCACCGAGGAGAAGAGAAACAUCCUGCAGGAAAGUGCCCGGAUUGCCAGAGGUGAAGUAAGUGAUCUGGCCAAGUUGGACGUCUCGGCCUUCGAUGCUGCCAUCAUACCAGGUGGGUUUGGUGUGGCUAAGAACCUGAGCGACUGGGCUGUGAAGAACAAGGACUGCACCGUSCUGCCACUUCUAGAGAAGACCAUCAAGGAUUUCCACAAAGCUGGAAAGCCUCUGGGCAUGUGCUGCAUCUCUCCCGUCCUGGCUGCAAAGAUACUGCCUGGCUGUGAGCUGACCGUGGGGCAGGACAAAGAGUGUGACAAGUGGCCAUACGCUCAGACAGCAGGUGCUGUGAAGCAGAUGGGCUGCAAACAUGUGAACAAAGAUGUGGAGGAAGCUCACGUUGAUGUCAAAAACAAGCUGGUCACCACCUGCGCCUUCAUGUGCAACGCUCCCAUUCACAAAGUGUUUGACGGAGUCGGCGUCAUGGUUAAAGAGACACUCAAACUGGCAUAAAAACAGUGUUGUUUGUACAAAACUGUAUUCAUUCUUUCAAAUAUAUUUCAGAUUUGUGCCAAAGGAGAAAAAAAUUCUGGAUUUAUUUUCAAUUUUUAGAUUUAGCAUUGUCAAACUCUUGAAACAUUAAAUAAAGUUUUUGUGGAAAAACAAA